Molecule: messenger RNA, 1473 nt
Organism: Neospora caninum
Lineage: Eukaryota; Apicomplexa; Conoidasida; Eucoccidiorida; Sarcocystidae
Exons: 2
Coding region: 1-1473 (490 amino acids)
Source: RefSeq, a predicted model, not a curated record
AUGCGAGAAGUGGAAGAGCCGGACAAAGCGCCGAGGGAAGCCUCGCCACCAGCCUCUGGGUAUCGUUCCGGACAGAGCGUUGACAGAGAAAACGCAAAGUCUUCCUGCUGUCGGAGGGCUCUAUCAGGCAGCUCUAAAGGUAUAGACAAGGGAGAGAAAAGAAAAGAUCCUCCCAAGCUGCCACAUUUCAGGUCCGGCAGCCAUAGCUGCUCAAGCACAGGCGCCCGCCACAGCAAAGGGGAACCUCGAGUCGAACGACCCGUCAUGAAGGCGUCCAGAGAGAGAUCGUGUUCGCGGCAGCGUCUCGCCGAAGAGUUGGCGGAGGGGACUCCACAUGCUUCGAAACAGGAAGAGGUCGCCGGGGCUCUUCAGCUUCUCCCUGAAGUCCUGCCAAGCAGCCGGCGGAAACGAACAGGUGGGAGUGACUCAAAAGAUGUGGAUUAUAGCACAGUCUCUUGUUGCAGCUUCGACGCGGAAGAUGAGAAUGAGAAGGGACAGUCUGGCACGGCUCAAAAGGCGACAGCAUCUAGUCGGUGCUCGAUAUCUGCCUCGACAGAAUGGGAUCCGGACGGGUCUUCCGAAUGCAUGUCAGAGGACGAGGGCACCAGUUCCUCUGAACUGACAAAGGAGGGCUCGCUGGAAAGUGACAGCGGGUUGGACAACUGCCCUCACUCGACUCAAACAAGCGUGGACGAGCGCUCGCAUGCAGUGGUUCCGCAUGCCGAGAGAGCGGAGACCUUUCUUAACAACCUCGCAAACCUGCGCAGCAUAUUAAGGGAAACCGACCCAACUGCUCGGAGGGCGAAGGUUGACAAGAUGCAUGCGCAGCUGAUUGGCCAACGCGACAAAUCUGAACUGCACGCUGGUCUCAGUGUGGAAAUGAAUUCGGACGUCAGAAGAGACAAGGCCAAUCCGAGGGCCUUGCACGGCCUCGGAGACACUGCAGCGGAUGAUGCCAAAAGUACUCAGGAGAGACCGGGCGCCACGGGCUCCGGGUUCGCCUCGGAAGCAAGGCUCUCAUCUCGAAUCAAACUUGCUCAGCUAAAGGCAGACUUGAGGCUGCAUGUAGAUUCUCUACUCGCUAAAGUGCAACUCGACAGACCUCUCAGGGACGCUUUAAGAGCUGGUCUCUCUGAAGGGGCUGCGGUACUAGAGCCGACGGUGCUAGCACGAAGAGACUCGCACGUCAGUCCCUGCUUGCGAGGAAAGGAAGAAGAAUUGCUCGAGGACGUUCCCGUCUCGACGAGCGAGCCAAUCGCUCACAUGCAUUCCAGCAGUAACGGCCACGGUCUCGACCUUAGCUUUAUGCAUUCUCGGCCUGGAUAUCACAGCGAACUCGAGCCUCUGCCUGCGGGCCGAUUCGCUCUCGAUACCAUUUUGGAAGACGAGGAAGGCUCCCUAUCCGGCAACCAAGAUGUGAAAGACACGGCAGAGGAUCACGCGCUUGUAAUUGCAACCUGCGUGUCGUCCUGA